AUGGAGUCGGAUCAAAGUGGCCUACGGUACUUGCAAAUGCAGCAGCAGGAGCCAGCAGCACCAUCGAUGGUGACACAAUUCUUCUCGUUCACUCCAGGUGUAGCCCCUGAGUCGACUCGCAUUUUCGACGAGUUACCUAAAGCAUCCAUCGUUUCCGUCUCUAGACCCGACGCCGGCGAUAUCAGCCCCAUGCUUUUGUCUUACACCAUCGAAUUCCGAUACAAACAUUUUAAGUGGCGGUUAUUGAAGAAGGCUUCGCACGUUUUUUACUUGCACUUUGCUUUGAAGAAGCGGCUGUUUAUCGAAGAAAUUCACGAGAAGCAAGAACAGGUUAAAGAAUGGCUUCAAAAUCUAGGAGUAGGAGACCAAGUACAUACGCCGGUUCUGCACGAAGAUGAUGAACCGGAUGAAGAUUCUAAUUCAUUACAUCAUGAUGAAAGUGUGAGAAACAGAGAUGUUCCGUCAAGUGCUGCUCUUCCGGUUAUUACACCAGCCUUGGGAUGGCAGUCUUCUAUCUCUGAUAGAGCAAAGGUUGCAAUGCAGAAAUAUUUGAAUAACUUUCUUGGAAAUUUGGACAUUGUUAACUCUAGAGAGGUUUGCAGAUUUUUGGAGGUUUCAUCGUUGUCGUUUUUACCAGAAUAUGGCCCUAAGCUAAAGGAAGAGUAUGUAAUGGUGAAACAUCUACCAAAAAUUGCCAGGAAUGAUGACUCUGAUAGAUGUUGUGCAUGCCCUUGGUUCAAUUGUUGUAAUGACAACUGGCAAAAGGUGUGGGCUGUACUAAAACCUGGAUUCUUGGCCUUUCUGGAAGAUCCUUUUGAUAAUAAACCUUCAGAUAUAAUUGUUUUCGAUGUACUACCUACCUCAGAUGGUAACGGUGAGGGCUGGAUAUCACUAGCAGCAGAAGUGAGGGAACGUAAUCCUUUACGCCAUGCCUUUAAGGUCACAUGUGGAGUCCGGAGCAUAAGGAUAAGAACCAAGAGUAGUGCUAGAGUUAAAGACUGGGUUGCUGCAAUUAAUGAUGCCGGUCUUAGGCCUCCAGAGGGCUGGUGCCAUCCUCAUCGUUUUGGCUCUUUUGCUCCUCCAAGGGGUUUGACAGAUGAUGGUAGUCAGGCUCAGUGGUUUGUAGAUGGUCGUGUAGCGUUUAAUGCUAUAGCUUCGUCAAUUGAGGAUGCUAAAUCAGAGAUAUUUAUGUGUGGAUGGUGGCUUUGCCCAGAAUUGUAUCUACGCCGUCCUUUCCGUGAGCAUGCAUCUUCCAGGCUCGAUGCUUUGCUGGAAGCCAAAGCAAAGGAAGGGGUUCAGAUACACAUCCUUCUUUACAAAGAACUUGCUCUUGCCUUGAAAAUCAACAGUGUCUAUUGCAAGAAAAAGCUUCUUAGCAUUCACGAGAAUGUGAGGGUAUUGCGUUAUCCUGACCACUUCUCUGCCGGUGUCUAUCUAUGGUCCCACCAUGAAAAACUUGUAAUUGUUGAUAACCAAAUUUGUUUUAUUGGAGGACUUGAUUUAUGCUUUGGUCGCUAUGACACAUUUGAACACAAAGUGAGCGAUAAUCCUCCCGUAAUAUGGCCUGGAAAAGACUAUUAUAAUCCUAGGGAAUCUGAACCGAAUUCAUGGGAAGAUACAAUGAAAGAUGAGUUGGAUCGUGGAAAAUAUCCUCGAAUGCCUUGGCAUGAUGUACAUUGUGCACUCUGGGGACCACCUUGUCGUGACGUAGCACGACAUUUUGUUCAGCGCUGGAACUAUGCCAAGAGAAAUAAAGCUCCAUAUGAGAAAGCAAUUCCACUACUUAUGCCUCAGCAGCAUAUGGUGAUUCCACAUUAUAUGGGAAGAAGCAACGAGAUUACUGAGGACAGUAGUAGUCAUACAGGCCGCGGACAUGAUUCCUUUUCUUCUAUGUCAUCUUUACAAGAUAUUCCUCUACUUUUGCCUCAAGAGGCUGAUUGUAGUUCAUUUCCAAAAUCAAACGAGCCAGACUCUACUGCUGGUAAAAGUACUUAUUUUCCUUUCCGAAAGUCCAAAAUAGAACCAGUUGCAGACACACCCAUGACAAGCUUUGUUGAUGACCUUGGCUCCCCGGAUAUUAAUAUGGAAAAACCUGUGGAUUUAAAAAAGCAACCUGGAAGCAAACUUAUAGACCCUGAGUGGUGGGAAACACAGGAAAAGGGUGAUCAAGUUGAUGUCGAUGAUAAAACUGGACAGGUUGGUCCGCGAACUUCAUGUCAUUGUCAGAUCAUAAGGAGUGUCAGUCAGUGGUCUGCUGGAACCAGCCAAAUAGAAAAGAGCAUACACUGUGCUUAUUGCUCCCUCAUUGAGAAAGCAGAACACUUUGUUUAUAUAGAGAACCAAUUUUUCAUAUCAGGACUCGCAGGAGAUGAAAUUAUCAAGAAUCGAGUCUUGGAAGUAUUAUACUGGCGUAUUUUACGAGCACACAGUGAAAACAAGUGUUUCAGGGUUAUCAUUAUCAUACCCCUGCUUCCUGGUUUCCAGGGAGGUCUUGAUGAUGCUGGUGCAGCAUCAGUGAGAGCCAUAAUGCAUUGGCAGUAUCGAACCAUUCGUAGAGGCCAUAAUUCGAUAUUGCAUAAUCUUUAUGAUCGCAUUGGUCAUAAAACUCAUGAUUACAUAUCCUUCUAUGGUCUUAGAUCAUACGGCAAACUUUUUGAUGGUGGCCCUGUGGCUACCAGUCCGAUAUAUGUUCAUAGUAAAAUCAUGUUAAUUGAUGACUCGGCGGCCAUAAUCGGAUCCGCUAAUAUUAACGAUAGAAGUUUACUUGGAUCAAGAGAUUCAGAGAUCGGUGUGCUUAUCGAAGACAAAGAAUUAGUUGAUUCACGGAUGGGAGGAAAUCCAUGGAAGGCUGGAAAAUUUGUUUUGAGUCUUCGCCUUUCGUUGUGGUCUGAACAUCUUGGUCUUCGGAAAGGAGAGGUAAAUCAAAUAAUCGACCCCAUUUGUGAUUCGAGUUAUAAGGAUAUAUGGGUUGCGACGGCAAUGUUGAAUACAAACAUAUACCAGGAGGUCUUUUCAUGUGUCCCGACCGACCUCAUCCAUUCCCGGCUUGCACUUAGACAAACCCUCAGGGAAAGACAGUCUCACACUACAAGCGAUUUAGGAAUAGCCCCGGCGAAAUCGGAAUCGUCCCAGGCCGGAGAAAUCGAAAAAGCCGAUCCAACCGAUCGAUUAAAAUUGGUUCGAGGACAUCUUGUUUGUUUCCCCAUGGAUUUCAUGUGCAGAGAAGAUUUAAGACCAGUGUUCAAUGAGAGUGAGUAUUAUGCAUCUCCUCAAGUUUUUCAUUGA
Hibiscus syriacus is the source of this 3285-nucleotide messenger RNA. Its product is annotated as phospholipase D zeta 1-like. Bases 1 to 3285 code for a protein of 1094 amino acids. Gene Ontology annotation, biological process: intracellular signal transduction; phospholipid catabolic process; phosphatidic acid biosynthetic process. Gene Ontology annotation, molecular function: D-type glycerophospholipase activity. The transcript has 20 exons. The record is from RefSeq and is a predicted model, not a curated record. Lineage: Eukaryota; Viridiplantae; Streptophyta; Magnoliopsida; Malvales; Malvaceae. Gene Ontology annotation, cellular component: plasma membrane.